AUGAUCAUCAUCUUUUUUGGUAUUGAUCUCAUUGAUCCCUUUCACAGAGAGUUUUCCAUUAAUGAUACAUCAUUGAUGCAUAAAUACACUGUGAAUGAAAGCGUCCCUGUGUGGUUGUUGGUGGUAAUCGCCAUUGUCGCACCGAUUCUCAUUAUUGCUGCCAUUUCACUCGGCAUUCGUCGCAGCUGGUUGGAUUUUCAUAGUGGAGUAUUGGGUCUUGCUGUUGCCCUCUCCCUCACUAUUAUGAUGACCGACAUAAUUAAGAUCACUGUGGGUCGUCCAAGACCUGAUAUGCUGGAUCGCUGUCAGCCACCACCUGGCAUCGAAAACCCACCCUUACACUUAUUGAACUAUACCAUCUGCACAGCAGAUCAUAACACUUACGAAUUCAAGGACGGCUUCAAGAGUUUUCCCAGUGGACAUGCAUCAUUUUCUUUUGCUGGUUUGGGUUAUUUAGCCUUCUAUCUCGCUGGAAAGAUGCACUUGUUCGACGAAGGAGGACAUACCUACAAGAGUUUUGUGUUUUGCAUUCCAUUUUUGGGUGCAUUGCUGAUCUCCAUUUCCCGUUUACAUGAUUACCGUCAUCACUGGACAGAUGUUUUCAUAGGUGGCAUUAUUGGCACCGCGUUUGCCUAUUUCGCUUAUAGACAAUACUACCCCUCUUUAGCAGCCACAUACUCUCAGAAACCAUUCCCACCACGAUUCAGCAGCCCCUCUGAUUUGUUCACUCAUGAGAAUCCUACAAAUGAUCUUGAAUCCGGACACGGUGGCCACAGAGGAGAUGGAGUGACAGAAACUGCAGCUGUUGGACCAGAUGAUCCUGUAUACGGUGAAUAUACCAACGCUCAAGGCAACACUGCACAUCCACAAUCACCCGCUUCAACAUCAACUGACAGAUCAAGCAGCAAAUCCACAACCAGAGUGGAGCCACCAUACAAACACACUGUAAACCAUGUUGAGCACACGACCACAUCUACUUCGAAUAGUGCCCCAUCUCCAUAUCGCCCUUGA
Messenger RNA from Mucor velutinosus, 1011 nucleotides. RefSeq lists its product as uncharacterized. NCBI's taxonomy places the organism in Eukaryota, Fungi, Mucoromycota, Mucoromycetes, Mucorales, Mucoraceae. The transcript is spliced from 8 exons. Gene Ontology annotation, biological process: phospholipid metabolic process. The record is from RefSeq and is a predicted model, not a curated record. The coding region runs from base 1 to 1011 and encodes 336 amino acids. Gene Ontology annotation, molecular function: phosphatidate phosphatase activity.